AUGUCCCGCCGUGUCUCCCCCAACCCCCCAUCCCGCUCCGCCCUUCCCGCCCUCUCCCCUUUUUCGGCCAAAACCAAAACCCCUCACUGGACCCAAGCCCUGACCCUUGACCUCAUCAUCCGCGUCCUACACAAGACAAUCCUCCAUCCCUUCCUCGCCUGGCUAAUCCCCCUCUGUCUCCGCGCCCAAGCAACACCGUACUCCCACACCUCCUUCGUCGUGACAACGGCCUACGCAUCGAUCUUGUCCUUCUUACUGCUGCUGAAUAUAUUGAAUAAGCGGAUUGCGUACGGGUUGCCGAGGAAGGUGUCGUUAGAGGAUGAGGUGGUGCUUGUGGCGGGGGGAGCGAGUGGGUUGGGACUGUUGAUUGCGGAGAUAUAUGGGAUGAGGGGGGUUGCAGUUGCGGUGUUGGAUGUGCGGGACGUUGGGGGUGUUGGGAUGGGUGGGGUGGAGGAGUGGGAAGAGGUGCAUAGUGUUCGGUACUAUAGGUGUGAUGUCGGGGAUUGGGGGGAAGUGGAGCGGGUGAAAGGGAUGGUUGAGAAGGAGCUCGGAACCCCAACAAUCCUCAUAAACUGCAUCGCCGCCCCCAUCAACGGCAUGUCAAUCACAUCUCUCCCCCCCACUGCCAUCUCCUACACAAUCCACUCCAACCUCGUCUCUUGCUUCAACAUCCUCCAACAAUUCCUACCUGGAAUGCUCUCCUCCCCCACCGGCGGCACAAUAGUCACUCUCAGCUCAGUCGUCAGCUACCUGACCCCAGCAGGCCUCUCAGACUACGUGGCAACAAAAGCCGCCAUCAGCGCCGUUCACAAGACUGUCGAAGCAGAACUCCGCGUAUCAGGCGACAACGACCGGGUAAAGAUGCUCCUGAUCGAGACUGGCCAGAUGGCCACUGCGCUCUUUGAGGCGGUGAAGACACCGAACAAUUUCUUUGCGCCCGUGCUGGAACCUGUGCAGGUUGCAAGGGAGAUCGUGGCAGUUGUUGAUAGUGGGAAUGGUGGGGUUAUUCGGCUGCCGGCCUAUGGGGCGCUAGUGAACUGGUAUGCGGUGCUGCCUGUGGCGAUUCAGCGGCUGGCGAGAUAUCUUAGUGGGAUUGAUAGUGCGGUGGGGGUGGGGGUAGAGAAGGGAAAGGGAAAUGGGAGCGAAAGGGUCGUGGCGUCGUCAGACUCAGUCUCAUCGGAGAGAGAGAGGGAGAAAGGGAAGGCGAGUUCAUCUUCGAAGGGCUCUGACAGUGAUGUGGAGUUGAUUGAAGCUGAUGCGUAA
Paracoccidioides lutzii Pb01 is the source of this 1263-nucleotide messenger RNA. RefSeq lists its product as hypothetical. The transcript is spliced from 2 exons. Gene Ontology annotation, molecular function: oxidoreductase activity, acting on the CH-OH group of donors, NAD or NADP as acceptor. Bases 1 to 1263 code for a protein of 420 amino acids. The record is from RefSeq and is a predicted model, not a curated record.